Molecule: messenger RNA, 420 nt
Organism: Camelina sativa (false flax)
Lineage: Eukaryota; Viridiplantae; Streptophyta; Magnoliopsida; Brassicales; Brassicaceae
Source: RefSeq, a predicted model, not a curated record
UUUGCAUCAGUGAUGGCAACACUUGGGUUGCAGAUUAUCUUGGAAUCUCUUCGCACAAUGUUAUCCAGCCACAAGGAGUUCAGCCUAACAAAAGAGCAAGAGAGUUGGGUGGUUGGGAUCAUGCUUUCUGUUACAUUGGUCAAACUGCUUCUGGUCCUUUACUGCAGAUCCUUCACUAACGAGAUCGUCAAAGCUUAUGCUCAAGAUCACUUCUUCGACGUCAUCACAAACAUCAUUGGACUCAUUGCAGUAAUCCUCGCCAGUUACAUUGAUGAUUGGAUCGAUCCAGUGGGAGCUAUCAUUCUUGCAAUAUACACGAUACGAACAUGGUCAAUGACGGUAUUGGAGAACGUGAACUCUCUUGUUGGGAAAUCAGCAAGACCAGAGUAUCUGAGUAAUUUAUAUUUCAUAGUGAUGUAA